Alternaria incomplexa is the source of this 1143-nucleotide messenger RNA. RefSeq lists its product as uncharacterized. Gene Ontology annotation, molecular function: protein binding. The record is from RefSeq and is a predicted model, not a curated record. The transcript has 2 exons. The coding region runs from base 1 to 1143 and encodes 380 amino acids. NCBI's taxonomy places the organism in Eukaryota, Fungi, Ascomycota, Dothideomycetes, Pleosporales, Pleosporaceae.
AUGACUUCGAUACAAUCUCUCACGUCUUUCAAGCUCGAUCUGCCUCCUAGCUGUAUCGAGUUCUUCCCGCUCAAUCCGCAGUAUGCGAUAAUCGGCACGUACAACCUCGAAAAGUCGGACGAGAAAGAGUCCGCGGGGAGCGCUCCACACGAUGGCAAAGUGAGCGCCAAAAAUCAGCAGCGCAAUGGCAGUUUGAUAUUGGUACGCGUUGAUGGCGAUAUAGUCCACAUCGUCCAGACGCUGUCCACACCAUCGGCUAUCCUGGACAUACAUUUCUUGACGCAUGUCACUAGCUCCAACUUUGGCGUUGCGACUUCGACAGGUGCGUUCGCGAUCUACGAACUCCAGUCGUGGCAGCGCGACCCCAAGAUCGCCCACAUCAAGACUAUCCAAUACUUCCCAGAAGAUGUACUCAUCACUGCCUUCACUUGGCACCCGGAGUCCUUCAUGGUCGGUAUGACGCUGUCGAACGGACAGGUAUGUCUCGGUGUCAUAGAUACGGAAGACGAGUCCGAUGCGCCUACGAAGAUGGAAGUCGCAUCGCAUGAUUUGGAAGCCUGGACCCUUGCGUUCUUACCGGAUGGCUCAGGACUGCUGUCGGGUGGAGAUGACAGCGCGCUUCGUUUCGCGGAGCUGUCUGACGGAUCUGGAGGAAGUGUGCCUUGGAUGGACGGGAAGAUACACGGCGCUGGUGUCACUGCUAUUCUCCCAGUACAUCUGGACAGCCAAGGUGGUCUGAUCAUUACUGGCAGUUACGAUGAUCAUAUCCGGCUUCUCCACGUACCCAUCUCAGGCCGUCGUCAGGUUCUUGCGGAAGCCAAUCUCGGUGGUGGCGUAUGGCGGUUGAAGCUGCUGGACCGAAACCCCAAGCUACCAGCGCACCACGGCGUAGAGAAAUGGAGAUCGGAGCCGCCGCCAGAGGCCAUUCUACUGCUUGUUAGCUGCAUGCAUGCUGGCACUAGGAUCGUCAGGCUCACCAAGAGCGCUUCCAAAGAUUGGCAGAUCGAGGUACUGGCCAAGUUCGAGGAGCAUGAGAGCAUGAACUACGGAAGUGAUUCUCAGCCAGAUCUCAAUAGUCAGGGUCAACGGACGUUCCUAUCUACGAGCUUCUAUGAUCGGCUGUUGUGUCUUUGGAGAUACUAG